AUGGGUUUCGGCGGUCUCCUAAUGAAGCGUCUGGGUUGGUCACCUGGCCAGGCACUUGGUCCAGCAUUCGUUUCUUCUAACCUCUCUUACUCUCAGCCAAUUGGCCUCCUUGAACCUCUAGCACCUACCAUCACUCCUGCGCACACAUCCCGAGCUGGUCUUGGCUUUUGGGGUCCAAAACGAAUUCGUUUGUCAAACAAAGAUGCACCAAUUUUACCCAGACUCAAUCUCGGCAUUAUCGGGGGAGGGGCGCGAGGGUCAGGAGAGACGUCAAAACAGUCGAGUUCUACUAUCUCCCCUAGAUCUCUUCCGCCGCACUCCUCAGAUCACUUGCCUUUAGCUACAUCCAAUAGUUUUCAUUUUGGCUCUCUUCAUCCUGUCAGAACUGUUAUCCUGACACCGAUUACUUCCUCGUCAUCACGAAGGACCGUCUCUGGAAUAGCCUUUCUCAAGAAGCAUACUAUUUAA
Molecule: messenger RNA, 468 nt
Organism: Protopolystoma xenopodis
Lineage: Eukaryota; Metazoa; Platyhelminthes; Monogenea; Polystomatidea; Polystomatidae
Source: the annotation of a GenBank genome assembly